UUUGGUUUCAUACUAAAAGUUUAAAUCAAUAAUUUAGACGUUUACGUCACAAAUGACGUCACGUUUGUUGAUAUGUGCGGUUGAUUUGAUCGCCUCUCAGUGUUAAUAUUUAAAGUACUGAUCAUAGAAUGCAAUAUGAAGAUAUCUACGCCCAGAUAUACAGUUUGCCUUUUCUUUCAACUAACUUUUUUGCUCUGUGACUUAAUAUUUAACUGCGCCAGUCUUUUUCCCAGAAGUCGUGAUGGGCUCCUCGUAUUAUUUAUCUUCCAGGACCUGUUCCUUGUGCUGUCCAUCACGAUGUUGCUGAUGACUUUCUUUUCCACCUAUUUAUUUCAGGCUGGCCUAGUGGAAGUUCUCGCGCGUCGUUUCCGCGCAGCCGGGUGCGCCUGCGCUAUAUACGCCGGUGUGUGUGCAGCGCUCCAUGCUGCGUGCCUGUUGCAUGCUUCUUCCACGCCUGGUCCAAGCUCCUCACCCACAUUAAUGCUGCUGUUCACACUACAGCGAUGUUUAUCUCCAUGGUACUACUUCCUAUACAAGCGUGCAGCACUGCGAGUUAGCGACCCGCGGCUGUAUGAGGAUGUGGACUGGUUGCCGCGCCCGCAGGCCAGGGACCCACCCUAAAGUAACACUAAUUAUAUCAUCAACAUCAUUGUAAAUACAACUGAUCAUUAGUAAAUCUUAUUGCAAUGAUGGAAGAUUUAAUAAUGAUCAGUUGAAUAUGUAUGCUGCUCUAAGCAUGAAGGUAUAGUCUAUUUCAAUUUUUUUUUUUAUUAUUAUUAAAGCUUUAUUCCUUCCAUACAUUUAAGUUUUAUAAAUAUAUUAUUUGACAUGAAACUAUGAUAGUUUUAUAUGGACCCCGUUUGGGUAAAAGCCUCCUCCAACCCAUGCCAUUUUUCACGGUCUUUGGCUGACUCCAUCCAGCUUGCACCUGCGACCUUAUGAAUAUCUUCUGUGAAAUUGAAAUAGACUUUACUAUUAGCGCUUUGUUGUUUUGUGCGGUAUGCGCGUACGUUAAACGCCGCUUGUUACUUACAUUUCCUACGUUAACCUGUGUUUUUGUAUCACAGAUGCUAAAAAUUACAGCUUGGUGGGCCCAUACACUACCCAGCCAUCCUGUUUUUGUACUAAAAUGGCUUGACAAUUUAAUGGGAUACAAAAAUUAGAUUUAUUCACGAGUCUCAAGUUCUUAAUGCAUUAUUAUAGUCAGAAGCGUAAUUGGGUACUUGCCUACUAGUCAAAUCAGUUUCUUUUUAAGAACUGUCAAAUCGACUUGCCAAAAUGGAAUUUAUAUGAAAACGAGUUUAACAUCUAGUGACGUCACGUUCAACUCGCCUACUUUUUAUAUUUCAAUCCGAUCUAUUAAAUAGAAACUGUGUUUAAAACUAACUGCUAUCUAUGUUUUCUUAAUAAUUAUCUGGUGCUUUAUUUCGUACACGGUGUGAAAUAAUUUAUUUUAAGUAGAGGAAAGUACCCAAUUUAUAUUUAAGUAUAGUUAGUCAAAGAUAUUAAGAAAGGUUUAUUAUGCACAAAUGAUAAGAAAUAAUAUUUGUUAUUUAUUGUCAAAGCAAAGAGUUUUAGUGGGAGAGUUGUAAAGCUAAGGAUUCUUAUUGCCUCAAAUUGGCGGCUGAAGUAUGUGGCGCUGUAGUAUUGUGGGAAAUGGAUUGUCACACAUUAGCACUUGACUAAUUCGUUACUGUUUUUUCCUAUAAGUUAUAUUUCAUAAUUUCUAGUCAGUCUACCAUACAAUUAUACAGUGGAGACAUAAACAUUUAUAAGUCGACUAUUUUACUGAGACGGGUGGUACCAAACUGUUAUGAAUAGCUAAAGCAUGUCCGAUUUUUUACAGAUUAAGUUCGACAUAGUCUUACAAUGGCGUACUUGCUCUUAGAAAUGCGGACAGGCUAUUCAAACCAAUUGAAAGUAUUGUUGCAUGCAACUUUUUUGUAUGAAAGUAACCAAAUGAGAAGUAAAAAGAUUUACACAGCGCGCAACUACUUUACCAACCGGCCGAGUUAAAUGGUAGAUCUAUAAACAUAGGGGCCAAUAUAUGAAAGACUAAGGGAAAUGAUUACAUUUAGUCUAGAAGUUUAAAAAAAAUGUUUUCACUGUCUUAGUUCCUUUUUCUGUCAACUAUUGUAAUUGUAUAAGUUUCUUCACAUUAAUGUCGGUCGGGGCACAGAGGCAAGUGCGCUAAUGGGCCAAAUUCACCUUUCCUAAAAUUAUUUUGGUGGAGGAAUUGAUCUCUGAACUCAUAUCUUUAAUUAUAGUUAAUAACAUUGUAGAUAGGAUGUUAACUGUUUUCUAAUAAGAUUCUAUUUGAUGUGAAAGAUUUUCAUGUGGUGUUGAAUAAAACAAGGCAUUCGUGUA
Messenger RNA from Cydia fagiglandana, 2367 nucleotides. Its product is annotated as transmembrane protein 138-like. The transcript has 4 exons. NCBI's taxonomy places the organism in Eukaryota, Metazoa, Arthropoda, Insecta, Lepidoptera, Tortricidae. The record is from RefSeq and is a predicted model, not a curated record. Gene Ontology annotation, cellular component: cilium. Bases 136 to 621 code for a protein of 161 amino acids.